UGUGCGUCAUAAGUUUCAAUUGUAUAUAUCACUCAAUAUUAGUAAUGGCAAUGAUAAGGGGUUUGUUUAUAAACUGCCAUCUUAUUACUGAUAGCUUUGUUGCAAAAGUGUGGAAAAGUAAACAUACAAACCUCAACAUACGCUAAUUUGCAGAACUAUUUUAAAAGAACAGUAAAACCUAGAUGGAAUGUUAAUAUUACUGCUGUGAAGAGAUUGUAUAGCUGCAACAAUCUAAUCUCAUCUAACCUGCCUUGUUUUAAAUUUAGGGUAAUUGCUAGUGCUGCAGCUAAACGCAGUAACAUUGUAGGUUAUUCUGAGAAGAGAAUGUUUAAUACGAAAAUUCAGCGGGUUACGUUUAACUCGCUGUCCAACUUUGGAGACAUCCUUGGUCCAAGUGUGAUUCCCACUAGGCCUAAUGGACUACUUUUUUCUACACAAACUCCAGGAACAAGCUUAACUAAGGAAAAUUUAUCUCCCGAAGACUUACAGAAAUCCAUAGAUCACUUAGCUGAAGAAUUUGCAGAAACCUUAGCUUUACUAGAUGAUGCUAGAACAUCACUGGGAACAGUAUAUAUCACUGAAGAUAUGAAAGAUGCUGAAGCUAAGGUAAAUAAAACACUGGAAGAGUUCCAGAAUCUCUUGAAUAGAUUAAACAAGACGCAGCGAACAGAGGUGAAUCGAUCUUUGGGAUUGAAGAUGCAUGAACUCAAAGCUCAGUUGGAAAUGCUGAAAGAAAUGUGUUUAGAAUAAUCUGGAAGUGAAGAAUAAAAUGGUCAAAUUCAUUUAGCUUAAAAGUUUGUCCUGUUAUUAAGUUGUCAAUUCUAAAUUAAUUUGACCUGUACUUGUGUUAAGUUUUUCAUAUUUAAUAACUUUCCAAAUAUAUUUGUUAUUUAUGUGGAAAGUUACAUCAAGACUAUGUUCAUAACAAAAGCCAAGGGAAUUUGGAAGCUAUUAAGUGAAAAAGUAUGAUACAUAUAGUUUUUGUUAUUUACACAUAUUAAUGAGAUAAUACUUGAUUAUAUCUGAUGCCAACUACAUUAUAAAUCAUUUGAUGAGAUUUGCUAUUGUAUGGUAAUAUACUAAAUGUAUGUGUGUCAAACACUUCUUUCUCUGUGUACUUGUAUAUAAAUAUACCUAACAUUUUCCGGUGUUUUUCUUCACAAAUGUUUGAUAUUUAAUAAUUAAAAUAGAUAAAAUACAACAGAAUUCCGAUGGUUGUAAUAAAACUUUCUAUCUAAAACAACUUACCCAAUAAUAUAAUUUUCUUAUACACUGAGAACUUUUCUCCUGAAUAUGUGUACAUUGCUGUUUUAGAAGUUGGCACAUAUGUAUUAAAAUUGAGGCUACAGUAUCCAUUACUGUAUUUGAUAUGUAAUUUUGGCAUGUAAUGAUUAAUAGACAGUGACUAACAAAUGAUUCUAGUUUUACAUAACAAUAUCAUACUUUUUAUGUUAAUAUUUUUCUUCAUGGGUUUGAAAUACCCAACUAAUACUGUUGUAGUACAGAGUUUUAUGAGGAUAAUUUAAAGUGUCGAUAAGUUUCAACUUAUUAAAAGUACAUAUAUAUAAUAAAAAAAUUAGAACAUUUGUGAUCCUCUGAAUGUGUUCUUUUGUUGUAUUGCUUGACUUUCACUUUGGGUUGAAGUUAAAAAUUACAGUAUUAUUAUUUUACAUAAACUUAGAAUGGAGAAAAUUUAAUAAAAUAAAUGUGUUUCAUCUAAUUAAAAUACUAAAUGUCUUAUCACAGUGGCAUUGUAAAUUAUUAUUUUCUUAAAAUCUUGUUAAAAGAAUACAAAAUAACAAGUUUUUUAAGAGAAAGCUGAUUAUGUAUUUCAAUACCAGAUGCUUCUUUAUAAAGAUAAAAUCAUCUCUGAAUGUCUACUAUAAUCUUAGAAACCUAUGUAACUCAAAGUAUUGUCUUAGUCUACACUUGGUUUGUUCCUUUUGUUUGAGUGAAGCUCUUCAUGGAUUGUCAGGUCCAAUAAUUUUAGUACCCAGCCAACAUCUAUUAAUUUUUAAUACAGUCAGAAAAUAAUGUUAAAUUCUAUUGUUAAAAUAUGGAAUCAAUGCUGUUAACUUAAGCUUGUUAUAUAAUAUUAUAAUACAUGUUGGAACUUGUAUUUGGUAAAUAAUGCAGUAUUUUAGUGUUAAAAACACAGUAAGUAUAUAUAAACAUGAUAUGGUUGUAUUCCUAAAGAUAUUUUACAAGUAUGUUGAAAUUGGUCAGUUUUAAUGGUACCUAGCUAUUUCAUGGUAAAAGUGAUCAUCUAC
This is a messenger RNA of Limulus polyphemus (Atlantic horseshoe crab), 2270 nucleotides long. RefSeq lists its product as uncharacterized. NCBI's taxonomy places the organism in Eukaryota, Metazoa, Arthropoda, Merostomata, Xiphosura, Limulidae. The record is from RefSeq and is a predicted model, not a curated record. The transcript has 2 exons. The coding region runs from base 325 to 750 and encodes 141 amino acids.